Suillus bovinus is the source of this 682-nucleotide messenger RNA. RefSeq names its product putative cyclophilin. The transcript is spliced from 4 exons. Bases 58 to 546 code for a protein of 162 amino acids. Gene Ontology annotation, biological process: protein peptidyl-prolyl isomerization; protein folding. The record is from RefSeq and is a predicted model, not a curated record. Gene Ontology annotation, molecular function: peptidyl-prolyl cis-trans isomerase activity. Lineage: Eukaryota; Fungi; Basidiomycota; Agaricomycetes; Boletales; Suillaceae.
CCUUUUAUCAGAGCAACUCUCGCAAACCUUCAAUCUCAAGUCUCUUUCUUAUCCAUCAUGGCCAACGUUUACUUCGACAUCACCAUCAACGGUAACCCAUCCGGGCGCAUCGUUUUCAAGCUCUUCGAUGACGUUGUACCGCGAACCGCGAGAAACUUCCGCGAGUUGUGCACCGGUCAAAACGGUUAUGGAUAUGCUGGCUCUGGCUUCCAUCGCAUCAUCCCAUCCUUCAUGCUUCAGGGUGGUGACUUCACCAGAGGCAACGGAACUGGUGGCAAGUCUAUCUACGGCGAGAAGUUUGCUGAUGAAAACUUCCAACUAAAGCACACCAAGCCCGGACUUUUGUCCAUGGCAAACGCAGGCAAGAACACCAAUGGCUCGCAGUUCUUCGUCACCACCAUCGUCACUAGCUGGCUCGACGGUGCUCACGUAGUGUUUGGUGAGGUUGUCGAGGGCAUGGACCUUGUGAAGGCGAUCGAGAAGUACGGGACUGAAUCUGGCAAGCCUAAGGCCGAGAUCAAGAUCGCCGCUAGCGGUACAGUGUAAGAUAUGUGACUAAUGCAGAAAGGUUCGGAGAAAGAAGAUACUUUUAUUCGUCACGAAUGAGUUGUACGUUGUUAGAAAACCAGUAUUACUUAUGAUCUUAUCGAUAUGCAAUUCAAUCGUAGAGAUUAGAUGAUCA